UCUUUGCUUCUUCGUUACAUUAAACAUUUUCUCACUCUCUCAAACCACACAAAGAGACACACAGAGAGUAAACUAACUUAAAGCUAUGAACAAGCAAGGUUUCAAGAGACUUCAGUUUAGGAGAUGGGGAAAGCGAAUCGGAAGCUCAACGACAGCUUCAGCGACGCUACGAAACUCAAAGGAAAGAAGAACGAUUGUGGCGUUUGCGUUCUCAUGUUGUGGAAAACCACCUCGCGUUCUCCUGAAGCAGUUUGUUUGGAGGUUGAAAUCACGUUUAAGGUGGUCGCGGAAGAGUGGUAGUAAUAAUAUCCAGUGUAGCUAUGAUCUCCGGAGCUAUCAUCUGAAUUUCGAUGACUGUUGGUCUCGUCGACGGUGAUUUUAAGCAAACAAAUUGUUAUUAUUAUCUUUUGAGCCUUUUUUAUUUUCAUAUACGUAUAUACUUAAAGUCUCAAUCUUAUAUAAAAAGGCAUUUCAAGAA
Molecule: messenger RNA, 478 nt
Organism: Brassica oleracea var. oleracea
Lineage: Eukaryota; Viridiplantae; Streptophyta; Magnoliopsida; Brassicales; Brassicaceae
Exons: 1
Coding region: 86-376 (96 amino acids)
Source: RefSeq, a predicted model, not a curated record